UAAGUUCUUGUAGUUUUGAUUCAAAAAACGCUUUGCGAUUAGUUAUUGGAAGACUUUUUUGCCUCACAGUUUUCAUUUCCGGUGGAAGAAUAUUUCCACUACCAACUAAGUUUUCAAAAGCAAUAUUACGCUUUAUAAUUUUCCCAUAGUAAGAUAUUCCAGCCAGGACGAAUUCCAUAAUAGCUAAAAACGAGCAAUAGUAUCGAUAGUACUGUCGAUAGUUCUCCACCACUUACUGUACAUGUCAUGUACAAACGAAGGUGAAGGUAAUGCUGCGGAAGUUAUAACUUCCAAAUCCAAAAAUGGACUUAAGUAAGAUGUCGGAUGAGAGAAAACUGUAUCUCUGUAACUGGUACUUUAAGGCUGGCUUUGCAUUUCUACCGUUUGUGUGGAUUAUAAAUUCGAUUUGGUUUUACAGUGAGGCAUUUUUGAGAAGCCCUUUCGAGCAUCAAAAACAAAUGAAAAAGUAUGUUUUGCUGUCAGGGACCUUAUCUUUGAUGUGGCUUUCAAUUGCAGUACUGUGGGUAACAGUUUUUCAAAAUAAUAGAGAUAAAUGGGGCCAAUUUGGUGAUGCAAUAACUUUUGUAAUCCCGCUGGGUGUAGUUUGAAAUUAAUAGAAAAUGUAUAAACCACAUACAUACGUACGUGCAAUGUUCGUAUGUAAGUUUAUUUGAAAUAAAUGUUUUGGUAAUUAUAAA
This is a messenger RNA of Condylostylus longicornis, 698 nucleotides long. RefSeq names its product gamma-secretase subunit pen-2 (gene pen-2). The record is from RefSeq and is a predicted model, not a curated record. Gene Ontology annotation, cellular component: gamma-secretase complex. Gene Ontology annotation, biological process: Notch receptor processing. NCBI's taxonomy places the organism in Eukaryota, Metazoa, Arthropoda, Insecta, Diptera, Dolichopodidae. The coding region runs from base 303 to 608 and encodes 101 amino acids. The transcript has 3 exons.